AUGGCACAAAGAAGAGUUAGAAAAAGGGUUUACGCUAUUCCUCGUGCUCCUGACGGAAGUGCUUUUUUCAACUGUGGAAAAUGUGGAGUUUCUGUUGCUAUUUCUUUGGCUGAUAUGCAUCUUUGUGAAUCCGAUAAAAUCCAUUACAAUUUUUUUCAACCAGAACCACCUCUUGAAAUCUACGAUCUACCACGUUCGCCUUUCCGUCUUUUUAUGGAAAGUUUUUCUAGAGGUAAAGAAAUGGAAAGUUAUUUUGAAGUUGAGAGAUUGGGCUUUGAAAUGUGGCAAAAUAUGACUGAGAUGGACAAGUUACCAUAUACCUCACAUGCUAAUUUGUUGGACGAUUAUCACCGACGAGCUUUGAAGCGCGAGGCUAAUGAGAUUAUAAAGAUAAACUAUGGAGCUGAGUCACUAUUGGUUGAGAAUUUUGAGAAGCCUCAAAGAACUUUAGAGAAAUCUAAGACGACUCCAAAGCAUGGGUUUUUAUACAGGGAUCAUGGAGUCUAUUACGCUUGGUUAUCUUGCGGUGAAUUAUCAUAA
This is a messenger RNA of Vicia faba (fava bean), 540 nucleotides long. Lineage: Eukaryota; Viridiplantae; Streptophyta; Magnoliopsida; Fabales; Fabaceae. The record is from the annotation of a GenBank genome assembly.